Molecule: messenger RNA, 831 nt
Organism: Castor canadensis (American beaver)
Lineage: Eukaryota; Metazoa; Chordata; Mammalia; Rodentia; Castoridae
Gene: Uqcc4
Product: ubiquinol-cytochrome c reductase complex assembly factor 4
Source: RefSeq, a predicted model, not a curated record
UGCCGCGCGCCGCGGCGCGGAGUGCAGAGCCGAGGUCGCGAUGUGCGGUCUCCUGUGUACACCGGCUGCUGGGGCCGUCCGGGUGUUGCGGUUCGUGGGCUGGGCUUCGCGAAGCCUGCAUCUGCCGCCCGGUAGCCGGGCUCUGUCCCAGCCCGCGACUGACGGGGAGGAAGAGGAAGAUCCCAGCCGUCCCAUUCAGUUUUCAUCCAGUAGAGCCAAUCCGUCCCGCUGGACGGUGGAGCACUCCCUGGGAAAACAGCAGCAGCGGCCCUGGUGGAAAGUGCUGCCCUUCAGCCUCUCUCUCAUGGUUCUGAUCAUCUGGUGUUACCUGAGGCGAGAGACCAAGUCGGACAGUUGGUUGAGACGGGUGUUGGACGAAGAGGGGCCGGAGCCCAGUGAGCGAGCCUAGGAGCCUGGAGCUCUUGCCGCCUACGGGGCGUGAACUUGACGGGGUGCCCGCUGGGGCUGGCAGGGAGGAAACAGCCCUUCGGAGUCGAUGUCGCGGCCCCGAAGGACUCGGUGGCGCCUUUGGCGCUGACACACGUGCGGGCGGGCAGGGCAGAAGCCGCAGUCCCGGAUCUGCGCUUGACUGAUACCGAUGCCCACUGAUUGCGUCCAAGACAUUUCAGUCCGUAGAAGAGGUUUAGGCUGUAUUGUGUGCUUUUGGGUUCGUGGGGUCUGUACAGCCUAAUCGUGUUUCCGAAGCAAGUUCGGCGACACUUGUAAUGUUGUGUUGCAGGUCAUUUGCUUUACGAGUUAGAAUCACUGGCAGAAGUGUUAAUUUACAGUGCGCCAUGAUGUGUAUAAAUAACAUCUAUUGGUGUUUACAUA